Molecule: messenger RNA, 1460 nt
Organism: Lotus japonicus
Lineage: Eukaryota; Viridiplantae; Streptophyta; Magnoliopsida; Fabales; Fabaceae
Product: heavy metal-associated isoprenylated plant protein 3-like
Exons: 4
Coding region: 149-1180 (343 amino acids)
Molecular function (GO): metal ion binding
Source: RefSeq, a predicted model, not a curated record
GACCUCAUCACCCACCGCUAGUGACUAGUACUCCCCAUUCGUUUAUAUAUAUAUUCCCCUCCCUUGCCUCCAUUUCCACUCUUCAAACAAACCAACAAACCCAGCAACAUCUUAUCUUAUAAUUUCAUAUCAUACCCAAACACAAAAAAUGGGAGAGAAAAAGGAGCAACCUAAGAAUGAAACCGCGAAGAAGCCCGACGAAGGAGCUAAAAACGACGCACCUGCCCCUAUCGUUUACAAGCUCGACUUGCAUUGCGAAGGAUGUAUCAAGAAAAUCAAACGCACCGUUCGCCAUUUUGAAGGUGUGGAAAACGUGAAGGCAGAACUGGAAGCUAACAAAGUGACAGUUACCGGUAAAUUUGACGCCGUCAAGCUUCAAGCCAAGAUUGCAGAGAAAACCAAGAAGAAGGUGGACCUCGUCUCUGCUCCGCCUAAAAAAGACGCCGGCGCCGGAGAAAAAUCGCCGGAGAAGAAGCCUGAAGAAAAGAAAUCUGAUGAGAAGAAAUCUGAAGAGAAGAAAUCCGAUGAGAAAAAGCCAGAAGAAAAAAAGCCUAAAGAGAGCACGGUGGUUAUGAAGAUCAGAUUACACUGCGACGGUUGCAUUAACAAAAUCAAAAAGAUGAUUCUGAAGUUCAAAGGUGUGGAGUCGGUGAACCUUGACGGAGACAAGGAUUUGGUGACGGUGAAGGGGACGAUGGACGCAAAGGAGCUGGUGGCGUACGUGACGGAGAAGACAAAGCGGAACGUGGAUGUGGUCCCACCAAAGAAAGAAGAAGAUAAGAAAGAGAAAGAAGGAGGUGGUGAGAAGAAAGAGAAAGAGAAAGACAAUAAGGACAAGAAAGAUGAAGGUGCGGUUGCCGCGGCGGCGGCGAAGGUGGUUGAGGUUAACAAAAUGGAGUAUCAGUACCCGCUACAAACGCCGCCAAUGUAUUGGUACGACGGACAACAUGAACAAGGUGCAUCAUCAUCAUCAAGCAGUUACGGUGGUUACGGUGGUUAUGGUGGUAUGGAGGUUCAUCAUGAGCCAAUGUAUAAUAAUCAUUACAUGGAGCCCUCAGGGUAUCAUGUGAUGAACCAGGGUUAUCCCAUGCAGCCACCACCACAACCGUUCUACAUGCAGCCUCACCCUCCGCCGCAGAUGUUCAGUGAUGAGAAUCCCAAUGCUUGUUCCGUCAUGUGAUUUCCAUUUUACUCGAGGAGCUAUGGUUUUUGAGUGUGUAUACUUUACACGCCGACGACGACGCAUGUAAAUGAAAAAAAUUAAGUAUAUAAAUCGAGGGGAGGUUAUAUUUUGUAUUAAUAUAGAUAAAUUAAUUUUAUGAUAUAAUUUUCGGAUUUAUAUAAUUUGGUCUUGUAGCUAGAGAUAGAAGAUGCUGGCUGGAGAAUCCUGUCCAGAUUAGAACUCGCUUGAGUUUGUUAUGUUCUGACUAUUAUUUAAUUUUAUCAUUAUAAAAUAUUUA